This is a messenger RNA of Austrofundulus limnaeus, 3755 nucleotides long. It is a transcript of the gene gal3st1a, whose product is annotated as galactose-3-O-sulfotransferase 1a. Gene Ontology annotation, molecular function: galactosylceramide sulfotransferase activity. The record is from RefSeq and is a predicted model, not a curated record. Gene Ontology annotation, biological process: myelination; galactosylceramide biosynthetic process. Bases 1307 to 2584 code for a protein of 425 amino acids. Gene Ontology annotation, cellular component: membrane. The transcript is spliced from 3 exons. NCBI's taxonomy places the organism in Eukaryota, Metazoa, Chordata, Actinopteri, Cyprinodontiformes, Rivulidae.
UCCAAAGAUGUAAACAGAGGAUGAUCCACGAGGCGGUGGGUUGAGGUUAUUGGUAGAACGCCUUCACUGAUUGGGUUUUGCACAAACUGUGGGUGUUGAUGACGAACAGGACUUGGCCUCUCUGCCCUCUGACGGCGGUGCAGUGAUCUUGUGGGCCAAAGGCCAGCCCAGUCGUUCUCCCCAUUCCUCAGCCUCCUCACUCAGUUGGACACUCUGUUUCUCCUUCCUCCCCUCUUGUUUCCACCCGGCUCUGAAUUCCGCACAAGCCCACCCAUAUCGGGUCUCAGCCUGGCACUUGGGGCGCCCAAAGGCGAAGACACUCCCAUCCCAACAAAAGCAUCAGUGUUGUACUGCUGCAUAGAUCAAGUGUGCCUUCUAGGAAUCUGGGCCACAGCACUGAAGGGAGGGAGAUGAAGUUCACAUGAUUUCAAAAGGCGUUUGUGACCACAUGUUGCUACAUCCUGUCAUGCAGCCAUAUUGACUCCCUUGAAAUGUUUCCCAUCCCUGCUGAAAUUUCCUGUUCUGUUGCUUAAGAGAUAAUUGCAAGAACAGGUUCUGAUUUGUGUCUUGCCGAAGCAAAAAUAAGGCAGAUUAUGAAAGAAAACAAGAAUAUUUGUUUAGCUAAUUGACUUGAAUCUGUUCUGUGUACAUUCAUCCUACCACGCCUAUAGAUCCAGCUUACUAAAAGAAAAAAAACCCUUUCAGACAAAAGACAGAGCAGUCUUGAUCAUCUGGAACAAUUAGAGCUUUUGUGCUGUGGAUUUCUGCAAUUGCUCUUUUUUAUGCCCUCCCCCCUCCUAUCAGCAUGCAGCUCAAACUUCAGCGUCCACACUCAAUAAGCCCUCUAUGUAGACACAGAAUAGGGACUAUACAGCCUCCCUCUCCCUUUUUUUUCCUGCUCUGCCUUUCUUUCUUACACUCAGAGAGUAGCGCACGUCCCCUGACAGAGCCUGACGUCACGGAUGGCUACAUGAACCUCCCUGCAAUGUUUUAUUCAGCGGGAUCGGCUUCAGAACUGAAAGUUGAAGGGGAGAGGCGUCAGGUGUGCACGCACAGCCAGCAGGGGAGGAAAGAGGAAUAACUUCCAGGUGAAUGAGAUGUGCAUGUAAUAAGACGUGACACUGGAUGUGAUGAGAGGAGCUCUGACUGUGCCGGGUCCAUAACAGCAUGUCAAGAUCAGACACGAGGAGAUUAACCUGCUUUAAGCUGGAGCUGGGUGGACCACCUGAUGCAGAAGAGCAGAAAACACAUCUAGUUGUUCCUCUCUGGAUGAUUGCAUGAGGGUAAACUUUCAUUCUGCUGGAUCAUGAUGGAAAAGAAAAGGAGGCCUUGGAGGUCCAUGUGCAAAGGCCUGAUCCUGGGGACCCUUCUGACCAGCAGCAUGAUUCUUCUUUACUGCAUCUCCAACCCGCAGAUCAACUUCAGGCUGCCUGAGGUCCCAGUCCCUUACUCCUGUGCCCACCGUUCRUCCCAUCUCCACCCCAAACCAACCGCCAACGGUGCACAAGCAAACACCGGACAUUCCUGUUCACCUAAAAUGGACAUUAUGUUCAUGAAGACUCACAAAACAGCCAGCAGCACCCUCCUCAACAUUCUUUUCCGCUUCGGAGAAAAACACAGACUCAGAUUUGCCUUCCCAGACAGCAGAAAUGACUUCUUUUAUCCGUCCACGUUCCAGCGCUCAUUCGUCAAAGACUACAAAACUGGAAUGUGCUUCAACAUAAUCUGCAAUCACAUGCGGUUCAACGCCUCUGAAGUGGCCAAGGUGCUACCCACCGACACAUCCUACAUCACCAUUCUGCGAGACCCCGCAGAGCUCUUCGAGUCAUCGUUCCACUAUUAUGGCCGGUUGGUUCCCUUUACCUGGAAAAUACCGGGUGAAGACAAGAUGACAGAGUUCCUGCUCAACCCCCAGAGCUACUUCGACCCAGAAGGCUUCAACUCUUUCUACCUCAAAAAUCUGCUGUUCUUCGAUUUUGGGCAGGACAAYACUCUGAAGCUGGACGACCCGCGGGUAGAUGAAGGAAUCAGUUUAAUCUCUGAGCGCUUUCAGCUGGUCAUGUUGGUGGAGUACUUUGAAGAAUCACUGAUCCUGCUCAAGGAAGCACUCUGCUGGGAGAUGGAGGACUUGCUCUUCUUCAAGCUCAACGCCCGCAAGGGAUCCACUGUGUCCAAACUCACCCCUGAGCUGAGGGCCAGRGCCCUUGAUUGGAACGCCAUCGACUGGAAGUUAUACCAGCAUUUCARCCAAAUGUUUUGGAAGAAAGUGGACGCUUACGGGCGGGAGCGCAUGGCUAUGGAYGUGGCAGAACUCAGGAAGAGAAAUGAAGAGAUGACGUCCAUCUGCAUUGAGGGGGGGCAGGCUGUAGACGCUGGUAGCAUUCAAGAAACAGAUUUGCAGCCCUGGCAGCCGAUUGGAGAGAAGUCGAUCAUGGGCUAUAACCUAAAGAAAAAUAUAGACAAUGUUCAUCACAAGUUGUGCCGUAAAAUGUUGAUGCCAGAGAUUCAGUACCUGACAGAGCUUGGGGUCAACCUAUGGAUCACCAARCUGUGGGGUCAUGUUCGAGAUAUCAUCAACUGGUGACGAGACAUCCCAGUGGGAGAAGUUAACCUUGAAAUACUGUAUUAAGUUAAAACAACAACAGAGUUCUGAGUGUAGUAGAUGAGAAUCACAUUUCCUUUCAUUUAUUUGAAAGGCACAAAUUCAGUUGUGUUAUGUGUAAUACACCUGAGAGGAAAGAAAAGUUGUUGAUCUCACAAUCUACAAUCYUGGAACUUUUAAACUUAGUAUUAUUUACUAUGAGUCGAUUUAAAUGAUAUUGGUCAUAGAUUCCAGCAUGUUUUCUUAAGCAUUUGGUUGAAACAUAAAAUUCACAAAUAACUUCGUGAACUACCUAAAGAAACCAAUCUUAAUUAUUUCCAUUCCCAUCUAAUUCUUAAGGUACUUUGAAGAUGUGAAAUAAUUCUAGAUUAUUUAGGUAAUAUAUGACGUAAAAAUGAUGAAUGUACUUUUAAGUAUUACAUCCCGCGUUAUUGACAUUGGAAGGCAAAACUAAAUUAUAAACAGAAACAUUUAGAACAUAAAAAGUAAUUUAAGGGAUGAAAAAGACUCUAAGCCAUUAUUAAAUGACUGUAAACAUCAAAAAUCAUUUUAUGAUCCUAAUUAAAAGGAUUUUUGUUAUCUCUUUUUUAUUUAGAUAUGGAAAAUGUGGAAAUUCAAAGAAAAAGAAUGGGUUGUUUUUAAGGAUUACAUCAAAAAAAUGCAAGAUAUUACUGUAAACAAGUGGAAAAAAGAUAAUAUGAGAAAAAAUAAUUAAAAAGCAAAUAUGGCACAAUGCAAUCAAAAAUACAACUUUUUUCUUUUACAAUAUUAAAGGGUGUUUGUUGAGCUUUCUGCUACAGAAUGUCCUUUUUUCUUCUCUGGUGACUUUUAAAAGUCUCAGCCAAUUUUUCCAUUUUUCUGCUGAUUAAGCCYUAACAACACAUACGUGACAUGUACACUAGUAAUAUAUUUGGAUUUGCACUGUGAGCUAAAAAAAUAUCAACCCCCUAUUGUGUUUGUGAAUUAAAUUGUAGCUUUGUAGUUUGACAAAGACUAAAAGUGUUAAAUACUAUUUUCUUCAGUGUAUGAAACUUUGCCAUCAUGAAAAAGGAAUCCUGAGCAGAAAAUUAUAUUUUUCCUGUUCUUACUCUGCAAAAUGUGUCUUUUUCUACAUGUACAUCCACUGAAUAAAAAAUAAUUUAUUUUAUUUGUG